AUGGCGCUAACUAAGGAAGCUGAAGGGAUAGCCUACGACUGGUCUCAACUGCUUGCUGACGAAGAGGACUUCUAUUACAACAGCCAAGCUGAAGCCAACGCCACAAUCUUGAAAUGCCUUGCGCAGAGUGGACCUCUUUCACCAACAUUAGUCCUGGCUGGCCUUCUCAAGAAAUGUGCUACCCGCGUAGCGAAGAACGAUGUCAUGGUGCUAUGCACGCUCGGUACUGCUGUACGACUCAAUGUCGCUGAGCAGGUCGUAGCAGGUCGGGAAGGGGAGGUUCGAGCUUGCAUUCUCAGAGCGCAAGCUCAACGUGUCAGUAUCAAUCAAAACGCUAAUGCUUUGCUUGGCGAGCGAUGGGGAGGAUGGAACGUAUGUGAGAAGAACCAAAAGUGCUCGGUUCGACUGGCUACCGAGUUGGCUAAGCUAUGUCGACUUGGUGACAGCAAAGAGGAUGCAAAGGCUAUGUUGCUCAUGCAGAUUACCAAGCGAAGGACCACCAAGGCCUCUGGUGUCUCCAAAGUCGCCACCCUCAUGACAGUGGAUGUCCAGAACGCCAUCACCGCUAGCAAAAGCAGAAUCCACAACAAGCGCGAGGCACAGGUUACGAAGGCCAUGCCAGGUGAUCUACGAAAAGACUCACCGCAGCCUGAAUCCCCUAUCGUCUUCAAACCUGUGCAAUUUGGCGAAGCAGAGGACCUCAGUGACAAUCACAGCGUACACUCACUGCCGUCCAACUUUGGAUCCACCUCUUCUUCGCGUAGCUUCUCCACGCCUACGCGCCGUCGUCAUAGCACCGCUCCCUCAUCUCCUCCCGUAGACUCACAAUCCAUGACAGCCGACAUCGAACCUAUUAGCAAGCGCAGGAAGCUCGCCAAUGGGCUUUCUCAAGCUCAGAGCCCUCAAAGACCUAAUCCCACUUCAUCGACAUCGAUCAAGAGUGAAGACCAGGAUGCGAGUGAGUUGGGCGAAGCUAAUGUGGAGCUCACCACCUCAAAAGAAGAGGGAAACGCACCCACACGGUCAGCUUUCGAUGCAAAGGACACUUUCACGACAUUGCCAGCAGCCCUCAAGGAGAGGGUAUCCAAGGGACCCACUCCUCGCGUUGUUCUACCUCCCUAUCCCGCCAAGUUGAAUUCCUUCACCGGACUCAGGCGUAGAAAACUCAAGCUUCAAAAAACAACCGAAGCUGAACUCAACCUUGACCGUGCUAUGAGCCCAGAAGUGAUGCGCCAUGAUGGGGAACCGGCUAUGGCAGACUGCGACUCCCCUAUCAUACUACCUUCCAGCCCAUCGGCAAUGUCGCCUGAGCUCAAGGCAGGGCACCUAGAUGAUCUACUCUCACCUGGGGGAUCAAAUGCCAAAAUGAGCGAUGCUAUUGAUGGAUAUGGGGGCAAUAAUGGAGAUGCUAGCGAACCUCGCAAAGCCAUUAACAAGGACGAGCGAAACAAAGACGUCGAUGAUAGCAGGAAUGCUCUACCUGGCGGUAUGAACAGUUGCAUUGACAAUGGUAAUAACCCUGGCACCAGUGACAUUAAUGCGAGCGACGGCAUUCAACAUAGCAUCGAUAACGGUAGCGACAACGGAGAUGCCAGGGACACUAUCCACAGCAGGAGGGACAGCGGCAUUAAGAGCGAUGAUGGCAGUCACAGUCUCAUGGGCAGCGGAGUCAAUAAGGGGAGUUUUAACGGCAUCGAUAACGUCAUUGAUAGUUCCAUCCACAACCCCAAACAAGCUCCAGCAGACGAACCAAUUCAAGCAAACGAAUCGGCUCAAGCAGGUGCGCCAGCUCAAGUAGAUGACCCAGGUUGCCAAGCUUCAACUACAAAAGAUAAGGAAAGCGCCCCUUGUUCAGGACGCCAAAUACCAAGCAACGAUCUCCAAGGUGCGAGGCGUAGCUUCAGGCCUGGAACAUGGCUGUCUACUACCGCUAUUCAGUCCGUGCUUGAUCGAUGCCAGUUCAAUGGCAUUCGAGUUUUUGAUCCUGCCUUCUUGUCCGCUAACACCGUAGCCCGUUUGCGUCGAGGAGUUGGCGAGGAUUCUUGGUGGAUUUUGCCAUUGCUGCUCCAGAAGAGGCAUUGGACGUUGAUCACAAUCGAUAUCCUUGCCAGUACUUCGUAUUUCUGGAAUUCAUUACCGAAUCCAGCCUACGAAUCGAAGGCUCGACAAGCAAUCGACAAACUCCUAGCAAGUCUGAAUUCUCAAAUGUCCGAAGCUUCGUCUGAAGCUACCAGCAUCGAGUGGAAAUUCAAUACAGUAGAUUGUUCGGCUCAAAACAAUUUACACGACUGUGGCAUUUACAUCAUUGUGAAUGCCUUCCACACCAUGCUUAAAACUCCUAUGCCGCCAUGCAUCGACCCCGACCUCUGGCGCGGAGUUCUGGAUUCCCUACUUGACGACGACAGCACGAAUAGUCACCGACUUGAGAAGCUUGCCGAGAUCGAUUUGAAGAUACCCCCCGUCACGCGCAAGGCAGGUCAGGCACCUGAAGUAGUGACUGCGAAGGAAAUCGUUCAAGAAGACAUAAUUAACUCUCUAGCUUUCAAAGAUUCUUUGUGUGCAGCUAUCUCGCUGAUGCGUGAGCGCUUACGCAAUACGCAAGACCGCCUAACCCUUUCAGAUGAAGUCUUGCAUGUCCUAAGGGAACUGCUCAAACGAAUGACGGAUGUAUACGAAACCUCCUUGAUAGAAACCAAAGCCCUCGAGAAGACCGUGCGUGCCCAUCACAACACGCUCACUACUUAUAACGAAUGUGACAUAGGAUAUCAGAGCGCGGAGCUUCGCGAUAUGAUCCAGUCAAAGCUGGAAGAGUAUCAACACAAGCUUAACACCUGUCAGGCCAAGUUACCCGAGCUCGAGAAGGCGAAAAGAGGGUGGGAGAGAGCUGUCAAAACAUGUGAGGAGGAGGGCAAGGAUCGAUCUGACCGAGUGGGGCGCGAGAAGUUACUUUUGCGUGACCUUGCGGAGAGACUAGACACCUGGAAGGAAAAGCAGCUGUUGCUCGUGAAGAGUAUCGAGUCGUUGCAAGAAGAGCUUAGAGAUAGUGUGUAA
Molecule: messenger RNA, 3051 nt
Organism: Letharia columbiana
Lineage: Eukaryota; Fungi; Ascomycota; Lecanoromycetes; Lecanorales; Parmeliaceae
Exons: 2
Coding region: 1-3051 (1016 amino acids)
Biological process (GO): proteolysis
Molecular function (GO): cysteine-type peptidase activity
Source: RefSeq, a predicted model, not a curated record